This is a messenger RNA of Drosophila biarmipes, 1109 nucleotides long. RefSeq lists its product as uncharacterized. The record is from RefSeq and is a predicted model, not a curated record. NCBI's taxonomy places the organism in Eukaryota, Metazoa, Arthropoda, Insecta, Diptera, Drosophilidae. The transcript has 2 exons. The coding region runs from base 183 to 968 and encodes 261 amino acids.
CUGAGAAUUUGUAUCAUAACUGAAAACCACCCUCGAACUAAACAAGAUGAAAUUCAAAGUCAAGAUGUUUCUAAAAGUCGAUGGAAAAAUCAAAAAUCGCUCAAUGAAAAUUCAUAAAAAAGUCAAAUUCAAGAGUAAAGCUUUUGGACCUUUAUUUGAUCUUUGUACAAAAAUUCAAAAUCAUGAAGGCCGCAAAAAGGCUCCGGGCUUCGACGCAGGAGUGGUGCGAUCGGAACUCCAAACCCAAGGUUCCGGUAGUCCAACCCUUCGUCCGCCCGGAACCCACACGGUGGCAAAAGCCGGGACCCAUGGGCCGGAAUGAGUGGGCCAACUUUCACAGUAGCUAUCAAGUUGAUGCCAUGGCCAGUGAAAUGUUACGUAAAGAACAAAGAUUGAAAGGUGGCAAGCAAAGUCCAGACAGCCUUGUUUCCCAAUCUUUUACUAGAAAAGGAAAAGGCAGCGAGCCGACAUCCGAGGAUGACGACUUUCUGAGAGAAAACCAAGAACGAUUGAGUAUGCCCCGUUGGCAGCGAAAAAAGUAUAUUGCCCCGACGCCAAAGGAGUUUCCCUUUCGACCUCACCUGACUGGUCGGAGGACUCCACGUCCGGAGCGCGGCAGACCUGUGCAAAAGCCAACGGUUCCGUGCUGCUUCCAGCACGUGGAUCUAGAGAACGAGUUCUGGGCCAACAUGCGAUUCCCUAUCUCCCGGAAGGCCCUCUUAGCCUAUCCCAGCAAGAAGAUCUGUGAACUGUCCCGACCACGGCAAUUACCUCGAAAACCCCACUGCCCGGUGCCCGUUAAUCUCGAUGAUCAGAUGCCCAGGCGUCGGAAAAUGUCUCCGCGGCAAUGGCGUCUUCAUCUCCAGCGUCUCGAAUUUCUAUCCAAACCAAAUCCUCGGGUCAUGGCGGAGCUAGUAUGCUGCUGCUACUUGCCCAAGCAGAUUAUCCCUAAACUACAGAUUCGUUAAUUGAAGAAGUAUGAAUUCGCUUCUUAGUUGGUGGAACUGUAGUUUGGGAACAAUCAGUUUGAUUAAAAGAUUAAUAUGUUAACAUGGAAAGAUCAUAUACAAUCAAUUAAAAUAAAUUAAGAAAAUACGUAACAUUAAAAA